Messenger RNA from Cinclus cinclus, 3034 nucleotides. It is a transcript of the gene RECK, whose product is annotated as reversion inducing cysteine rich protein with kazal motifs. Gene Ontology annotation, biological process: sprouting angiogenesis; blood vessel maturation; extracellular matrix organization. Gene Ontology annotation, molecular function: protein binding; metalloendopeptidase inhibitor activity. The coding region runs from base 17 to 3034 and encodes 1005 amino acids. Gene Ontology annotation, cellular component: plasma membrane. The transcript has 24 exons. The record is from RefSeq and is a predicted model, not a curated record. Lineage: Eukaryota; Metazoa; Chordata; Aves; Passeriformes; Cinclidae.
GGUUCGAGACCCGGCCAUGGCGGCGGCGGCCGCUCGGUGGCCCUGGGCCCUGCUGUGCCUGGUGGCGACCCCGCUGUUGUGCCCCGCGGCGGGCGGCUUAUCUUGUUGUUACCAUGCAAAAGACAAUUUAAUGUGCCGUGAUGUCUGUGAACAGAUUUUGUCUUCUAAGAGUGACUCCCGUUUGAAGCACUUACUGCAGCGAGCACCUGAGUAUUGUCCAGAAUCAAUGAGAGAAGUGUGGGGUUGUAUAAAUUCUUCUUUGCCAGGAGUUUUGAAGAAGUCUGACGGGUGGGUUGGUUUAGGCUGCUGUGAGCUGGCUAUUGCUGUGGAGUGUCGGCAAGCGUGCAAGCAGGCUUCUGCAAAAAAUGACGUUUUAAAGGUCUGCAGGAAGGAAUAUGAGGAGGUUGGCCAGUAUGGGUUGAAGGAGAACGGGAGAGGAAAGUUCUUUCUGUGCGCCUCAGUUCUUUUAUCUUUCACUACUUCUUCCAGCUUUCUGCUAUCCUGUUCAUCUUCCUCUAAAAAGAAGAAUGCUCUCUUUAGUUGUAUUAACAGAAAUGAAAUGGGGUCAGUCUGUUGCAGUUAUGCAGGUCACCAUACGAACUGCCGGGAGUAUUGCCAAGCAAUUUUUCGGACAGACUCCUCUCCUGGUCCAUCACAAAUUAAAGCAGUUGAAAAUUACUGUGCAUCUAUCAGCCCUCAGCUUAUACACUGUGUGAAUAACUACACACAGUCGUAUCCAAUGAGAAACCCUACAGACAGUUUGUAUUGCUGUGAUAGAGCAGAAGAUUAUGCGUGUCAGGCUGCUUGUAAAAGAAUUCUAAUGUCAAUGAAAACAGAGCUUGAAAUUGUUGAUGGACUUAUAGAAGGCUGUAAAACCAUGCCUCUCCCUCAGGACCCACUUUGGCAAUGUUUUCUUGAGAGUUCAAGAUCUGUUCACCCAGGAGUCACUGUGCACCCCCCACCUUCAACAGGCCUUGAUGGAGCUAAGCUCCAUUGCUGUUCCAAAGCAAAUUCUUCCACAUGUAGAGAGCUCUGCACUAAACUUUAUAGCACGAGCUGGGGCAAUUCACAGAGCUGGCAAGAAUUUGAUCGCUUUUGUGAGUAUAAUGCAGUUGAAGUUUCCAUGUUGACCUGUUUAGCAGAUGUACGAGAACCUUGUCAGCUGGGCUGUAGAAAUCUUACAUACUGCACUAAUUUUAAUAACAGACCAACAGAACUUUUUAGAAGCUGCAAUACUCAGUCAGACCAAGGAGCCAUGAAUGACAUGAAGCUAUGGGAAAAAGGGAGUAUUAAGAUGCCGUUCAUAAAUAUUCCUGUGCUUGAUAUUAAAAAAUGCCAGCCAGAAAUGUGGAAGGCAAUUGCCUGCUCCCUGCAGAUUAAACCUUGUCACAGCAAAUCUAGAGGAAGUAUUAUCUGCAAAUCAGAUUGUGUGGAAAUACUGAAGAAGUGUGGAGAUCAUAAUAAAUUCCCUGAAGGCCACUCAGCUGAGAGUAUUUGUGAGCUCUUAUCUCCAACAGAUGACUUGGAGAACUGUAUACCCUUGGAUACUUACCUGAGCCCAAGUUCUUUAGGCAACAUUGUAGAAGAUGUCACACAUCCAUGUAAUCCAAACCCAUGUGCAGCUAAUCAGCUAUGUGAAGUAAAUAGAAAAGGAUGUCAAUCUGGAGAGCUGUGUCUUCCAUACUUGUGUGUGCCGGGCUGCAAACUGGGAGAAGCCUCCGAUUUUAUUGUCCGACAAGGUACACUUAUCCAAGUUCCAUCCUCAGCUGGUGAUGUUGGGUGUUACAAGAUUUGUACCUGUGGACACAGUGGAUUGCUGGAGAACUGUAUGGAAAUGCAUUGUGUUGACCUCCAGAAGUCAUGCAUUGUUGGAGGACAGAGGAAAAGCCAUGGAGCAUCCUUUAAUAUAGAUUGCAAUGUCUGUUCCUGUUUUGCUGGAAACUUGAUUUGUUCUACACGUCAGUGUCUAACUGAGCACAGCUCAGAGGAUGAACGUCGAAAGUUUACAGGUUUGCCCUGUAACUGUGUGGACCAGUUUGUCCCAGUCUGUGGCCAGAACGGGCGCACGUAUCCCAGCGCGUGCAUAGCUCGCUGUGUUGGGCUCCAGGACAACCAGUUUGAAUUUGGAUCAUGUAUUUCCAAGGAUCCUUGCAACCCAAACCCUUGUAAUAAAAAUCAAAGGUGCAUACCAAAGAAACAAGUUUGCUUGACCAGUUUUGAGAAGUUUGAAUGCAGCCAGCAUGAAUGUGUGCCAAGGCAGUUAAAUUGUGACCAGACACGGGAUCCUGUCUGUGACACAGACAAUGUGGAAUACACUAACUUGUGUACUUUGUACCAAAAAGGAAAAAGUUUGGCAUACCGAGGACCAUGCCAGCCAUUCUGCAGGUCGUCGGAGCCUGUGUGCGGGCACAACGGGGAGACCUACGGCAGCGUCUGCGCUGCCUACGCCGACCGCGUGGCCGUGGACUACCACAGGCACUGCCAGGCCGUGGGCGCGCUCUCCGACCACGGCUUCCACUCCGAGUGUGCCUUCGUCAAGUGUCCCCAGCUCUCUGCCGCGGGCUGCAAACCCGUCCUCGCGCCAGGAGCCUGCUGUCCACUGUGUGCUGGAAUGCUGAGAAUCUUAUAUGACAAAGACAAGCUGGAUAAUUUUGCAAGGGUAACAAAUAAAAAGCCAAUAACAGUACUUGACAUACUUGAAAAGAUCCGCCUGCAUGUGUCAGUACCACAGUGUGAUGUGUUUGGAUACUUAAGCAUAGAAUCAGAAAUUGUGAUUCUCAUCAUUCCUGUGGAUCAGAACCCCAAACCAUUGCAGAUUGAAGCCUGCAAUAAAGAAGCAGAAAAGAUUGAGUCCCUGAUCAAUUCGGACAGCCCAACAUUAGCAUCACACGUGCCACUGUCAGCUCUGAUUGCAUCUCAAGUGCAAGUUUCCUUUAGCAUUUCUUCUGCUUCUGCUCAAGUGGUGCCUGCUCUGCACUCCCUGUCCAUGAGCCUUCUUUUCACCUUGCCAUCAGCACUGAGACACUACAUAUAA